Apis mellifera (honey bee) is the source of this 10408-nucleotide messenger RNA. Its product is annotated as amyloid beta A4 precursor protein-binding family B member 1-interacting protein. Bases 1706 to 5212 code for a protein of 1168 amino acids. The transcript has 10 exons. Gene Ontology annotation, biological process: signal transduction. The record is from RefSeq and is a predicted model, not a curated record. NCBI's taxonomy places the organism in Eukaryota, Metazoa, Arthropoda, Insecta, Hymenoptera, Apidae.
AUUAAGGGCACGGACGUCAUGGAGCGGUACGAGGAGGAAGGCGAGGACAGCGACAACGAGACAGACCCGGAACAACUGUUGAACGAAUGGCUCGGCGAGUUGGACAGCCUGACCGUGGUGUGCCUCCUACGUUCUGUUGUGCAACGCAGAGGAAGUGGAACGAGCCGUCUACCGAAAGAAGAAGGAACUUUGAACUUGAAAAAAAAAAAAAAUUGAUCAUUUCAAACGAAAUUACGUUUUUUGGUAAGAUAAACGUAUUAAAUAUCAUCGAAUAAAGAAUCGUUUAACGUUGUGCGAAAAUGUAUUCAUCGAAAAAAAGAAGAAGAGAAAGAAAUUGUAAAAGAAGCAAUAUUUACGUGUUUACAAAAGACGAAAAAGAGAUGGUUGGUUUGGAAAUACAAGAUUGGGAUCCACGGUAUGGGAGAGGAACGAAAAGGAGAGGAUUUUGAGAAACACUGCGUAUCUGUGCCGAGCGCCACGCGACCAGGUCGUCCGGUCGGGCUGGGUGCCGGGUGUUGUUGAAAUCAACGUGGUGGGGUUCCUUCGACGACCACAACCGGAGCCUUAUGCCUUCAGUCGACUCUCGGCUCUCACUGCGACUCGAGCUGCCUGAGAUUUCCGUUAAUUAACCAACUACCGAUCCGCGACAGCGGCUGGCCAACCACAUCGCAGCCGCUCCAGAUACGAAUUCACCUUUCCUCUCGCCGGAAUCCGGAGUUGUCGUCCGCCAAAAAAGAAAAGAAAAGAAAGAGAACAUCUCGAGAAGAAGAGGCGAAGUCUGUUCAAUCCCAAUCCAUUCCAAUUGCGCGACGUCUCGUCCCGGAGGAUGAAUCGAUCGAAGUCGGGCGAGGAUCGACGAGGCCUACCGUUUUAAAAGCGCGAGUGAGCGAGCGAGCGAGCGACUGUGAGGAACGAUCGGCCGAUCCCGGAGAUCCGAUCCGACCAGUUCCUUUUACCGGUCGAUCACCUCGAUCCCGCGUCACAAUCGCUCGUGGAGCGGGACGUGCACGUCGCGUACGCGUCGUUGGCUGUUAAUUAGUACGUGGGUGCCGUGAUAGAGUGGGAAGAGACGAAAGAGGGAGAGGGAGAGAGAGGGAGAGAGAAGAGUGAGUGGAUGCGAAGAGAUGCCGAAAGCGGAGGGAGGACGAUUGAGAGGAGCGGAGGAAGAGAGGAUCGAGAAGUAAAAGAGGCGAGAAAGAGGGUUGGAGGUUAAAGCCGGAGUUAAAUAGAUGCAGGAAUCUGUACGCGGCGGCGCCAUGCUGGUGUAGCGAGCGAGAAAAAAUAUUCGGUUUCCCGGUGUGUAUCUCCUCUCCGUGUGAACGUGGCCGUGCGGAUGGAACGUAGGAAUCCCAGGAGCGUAACAGUGAACGCGUUCGCGGCCGGUUGAAGGGAGCGUGAAUUCGUUCAGGAGGACCAGUUCGCCGCUGCACAGGCGUUAAGAACCCGUUGAGACGUUGAGAGGAGGAAAAGAGGUGAACGGUUCGGGAGAAUUGUCUCGAGAGGAGAUAACAGUGGACGAUUCUUCUCGGUGAAAACGAAUUUUAUUAUAAACGAGUUGGAAAAGGAUCGAUGAUCCUCGAUCAGUGAUUAUUUUAACUUAAUUUUUCUUUUCUUUUCUUCUUUCUCUCUCUCUCUCUCUCUCUCUCUCUUUCUUCUCGUGUUGUACGAACGAGUAUAAAGGAAUAUACGCGAACGCGCGAGGAACAUGUUGUGCGGCACGUUCAGGAAGAAGAGAAGGCAUCCAGGGGAUGAGUAUCGAUUGGUGAGAUCGAACACGAUGCCUAGAAUCCUGUCGGCGAAGGAAGGUAGCCUGGUCACGGUCCGGAGAACAAAGUCCUCGAGGGUGGCGGCUCGUUCCCCUCAUCUCAGGGAUCUUCUGCACAUGGGUCUGGACAAUGUGAGCUCAGCGACCCUCAGGCCUUUCAACUCGGACAUCAACACGCCGAGGAUCGACAGCUAUAGGUUCUCCAUGGCGAAUCUGGAAGAUUCCCAGGAUGUCGAUCUGGACGCCAUCCUUGGCGAGUUGUGCGCUCUGGAGCGCCGCUGCGACGGCGACAUCGCUUCCACACCUGCACCCGACUCGCAGAGGCAGGGCCGACCCAACAGCACUAGAAUCACCGCUGGCGACAAUACCGAUAUCGGCAAAAACGAAGGAGCUAUGCGCACCGACAGUCCCGACAAUGACAGCGCGUUCUCGGACACGGUGUCGAUGUUGUCCAGUGAGAGUUCCGCGAGCAGCAGCGGUUCCGGGCACAAACCACCUCAGACCGCCAUGCACACGGGUCCCCAGCAGCAAUCUCACCAACUCAUGGACGCGGCGAGCCGAGUGAAGGCAGAGAAGAUCCGGUUGGCGUUGGAGAAGAUGCGCGAAGCCAGCGUUCAAAAAUUGUUCAUCAAAGCGUUCACCUUGGACGGGAGUGGGAAAAGCUUGCUCGUGGACGAAGGGAUGAGCGUGGCGCACGUGUGCAGGCUUCUGGCAGAUAAGAAUCACGUGCCGAUGGAUCCAAAGUGGACGGUGGUCGAGCAUUUGCCCGACCUUUUCAUGGAAAGGGUAUACGAAGAUCACGAACUGCUGGUGGAAAAUCUGUUACUGUGGACCAGAGACUCGAAAAAUAAGCUGCUCUUUGUCGAGAGGCCAGAAAAGACCCAACUCUUCCUCACUCCAGAGAGAUUUCUUCUGGGUCUAUCCGACAGAAGUUGCGGCGAAUACGACGAUCACUCGCGCAAUAUUCUCCUCGAGGAAUUCUUUUCAAGCAGUAACGUUGGCGUGCCAGAGGUGGAGGGACCAUUGUAUCUGAAAUCUGAUAGCAAGAAGGGAUGGAAGAGAUAUCAUUUUAUUCUCCGAGCAUCCGGCCUCUACUAUUGGCCGAAGGAAAAGGCUCGCACUGCUCGCGAUCUCGUUUGCCUGGCCACGUUCGACGUGAACCAAAUCUACUACGGCAUCGGUUGGAAGAAGAAGUACAAAGCCCCGACAGACUUUUGCUUCGCUGUGAAACACCCGAGGUUGCAGCAACCGAAAUCGACCAAGUACAUCAAAUUCCUCUGCGCGGAGGACAACGCGUCCUUGGAACGAUGGAUGGUCGGAAUCAGGGUGGCCAAGUACGGGAGGCAGUUGAUGGAAAAUUACAGGACACUGGUCGACGAGCUCGCCCAGGAGGAUCUCGAUAUGCUGGCCCACGCGAGGUCGUGCUCGGUUAGCUCGAUCGCCCCCCCAACUCAGAAUCAAACUCAGUACAACACCACGAACGAAAACGCUCGUCAAUUCACGGAAAAUUCAAGGCACAACGCGGAAGUGGCUAACGCCAGACAGUACGAAGACCAGAGGCAAAGUUACAAUUCCGAGCAACGACAGAGUUAUAACAACGACGGUAGACUGAGCAGAGCGAGCAGCUCGAGUUCCAGUGGAUGCCUGUCGGACGGAGCGCCCAGUAGUUGCGAGGUAGCUUUCGAGUGUGGCGAGUUUCCAACGGGCACGAUAAAGAGGAAACCCUCGAUGAAUCCGAAGCUGCCCCUAACGUCGAUCACGAGACAAUUGAAGGAAGUAGGGGAGACGGUUCGAGACGAGCCGGACUCGUGUCCCAGUCCGACCAGCUCGGGUUCCGGAACGUUGACCAGAAGGCACAGUCGAAGGAGGAGCGGCACCGACUCGGACGGAUCCGGGACUUUGAAGAGACAUCACAGAUCCGGUAACGCGACCCCAGUCAGCCCUGUCCCGCCCGGCACACCGGUCAGAGAAAGAGCGAGCCCCAUGGGCUACAACAGAUCGGAUAAUCAGGAAUCGAAAACACCGACCAGUCCUAUACCGUCGUGUAUGAUGGACUCGAUCACCUCGUUACCACCGCCACCGUCACCGUCCAGGGUCACGGAGGAGGCAGAAUCCGAUAACGAGCCGCUCCCCCCACCUCCGCCAGAGAUGUUCAGAUCGAAUCUCUCGUUGGACUCUCUGCCACCUCCCCCGGCGCCUGGCGAACUGCCGGUGUGCAACACGCCGGAGCUCACCGGCUCCUCGUUGAGUUUGGCGUCCCUUCCGCCGCCCCCGAGCCCUCUGGUCGGCGAGACGGGGACGAUUCGUCGGGCGAGGCCGAAACAAUCCGCAUCCUCGAGCUCGUCGUCGAUGACGCCCGAAGGUACGCCGACCCACGCCUCGUCCAGGCCGUCGUCGAGCAACCAACAGCAGAUGUACUCGAAUCCGAGCAGCAACUCGACGAUCCAGAACAGCCAGAGCUACGGUUCGCAGAACCCGCAGAACGCCGUUCACGCGAGCAACGCGGUGAAUUCGGUAUCGUCGCCGCACAGUUCCUACCCAGGCUCGAGCGCCAGCACACCGACCUACGCCCCGACCUCGCCCAACUUCGCCUCGCCCCCCCCGUUCGUGCCCCCGCCAGCCUACGGUUCCCAGCAGCAACACGGGAACGGGUCGUCGAGCCUGACGAGGCAAAACUCGAAGAUAGAGUCGAUGUACGGUGGCCACCAGCAGCACAACGCGAUCCAGCCUAUCAGGCCGAAUCCGAACAUGGACACGGUGAGGCGAAGCGCGAUGAAGCAAGGAUCGGCGGCCGGCCAUUACGCGGCCCCCCCCUAUCUGGCCGAGUUGAAGGCUGCCUCCAGCCCCCAGCCCCAGCGCAGGGUCACCAUUCAAGAGCCGCCCACCUCGCCCAAGUCGAAAACCGGCACGGGGAAGAAGAUCACGUUCAAUCUUCCCCCGCAGCAGGAACCGGGCAGCCCCGCUUUGCCGCAGAGGAAGCCUAUGCCGCCCAGGAGGUCGGACAGCACGAGGCUCACGUCUCCCAAGAAGCUGGCAGCGUCCGACCAGGCGCCACCCGGCGACUUCCUCAAGGAUCUUCAAAGAGUGAUGAGGAAAAAGUGGCAAGUGGCGCAGAAGUGCAAGCUCGACUCGACCACGACCCCUCACGAGGUGCUCGGCUUCCGCGACCCGCCCCCCGCCGUCGCCGAUUACAGGGAGACGAACGUGUCGAACUGGGUGCAGGAACACUACGGGGCCGACAAUCUCUACGAGAACGUGUACGCGACGGAUCCCCACGCCCCCGUCGAGUACGCGUCGAGCCCCGCCCGCCAGUCGAGCGUCCGAUUCGCCGACGAGAAUCGCAGCAUCAACAUCGUGAACGCGAUCGCGAGUAAACGAAGGCCGCCACCCCCGCCGCCGAAGAGGGCGGAGACCACCCAUCUGACCACCACCAGGGCGAUGCACUGACAAUAGCAGAUACUCCAGCCCCAUCCCGAGAGGCGAUGGUUUUGCUGUUUGUGCAGCUGGUGGAAGGGGUGAGGGUGAGGCGGGAAGGGCGCUUUCUUCUCUCUCUGUCUCUGUCUAUCUCUCUCUUUCUCUCUCUGUGAUUUCGGUCACACCUUUUUUGCGCUUUUCGAGGUCCUAAACCGUUCGAGUCUGUGACGCGUCCCCCUUCCCGCGCGUCCUCCGAGGGAAACGAGGCGAGGCGAAGGGAAAAGCGGAGGAGUUGGACGACGAUUAUCCUUAUCCUUGAGAGGGGAGGCUCGGCUUUUGCGUACGCGUCGCCGCCACACGUUCUUUGCACGGAGAUCGGCUGCUUCUGGAACCGCCUUGAAACGAUCCUUUUUUUCUUUUCCGUGGGAAUUAAAUAAUCCCGUCGUCCCUCUAGGAUUAAAAUACAUUUGUGUACAUUUUAAGGUCUCGCGGGCGAAAGCGUCUCGCGAUCGAUACUGCCAAUCGAAACCGAUGAUCACUAUGAUCACGUGCGUCGAGUCCGUCGAGGCUCGAACAUAUAGGAGAAUUUUCUUUUUCCUUCUUUUUCUUUUUCUUUCUUUCUUUUUUUAUACGUAUAUAUAUAUAUACAUAGCGACAGAAGUUUGACAUAAUCGCGAAUCGGAGCUGCAGGUUAAAAUUGUCAACGAGUUAUCGAUGUGAAACAUCGAUUCUCAGCGCCGAGCCCUUCUCGACGGCCGAUCAAAUUUAUUCAGGACGUUUGAGAGAAGCAAAUACUGCCGCACAUAUUGACGAUGUGAUAUAAUAAAUCUUAAGCUGCUAAUUUCGUUUUGUCUCCCGUUUUGGAAAAACGACCGAGACGAUUGAUUCCGACCGAUUUCUUUACCGAUCCGGUCGAUCCGGGAUACGAUCCUCUCGGUUUCGAGGCAAUCGAAUUUAAAUUUAAAGAAGGGAAAGAAGAAGUGAAGAAAAGAGAAAAAAAAAAAAGAAAAAAGAAAAAAAAAAGAAAAAAAGAUAAAUGCACGAGAACCGUGGUCGUAUCUCUGUGUGCAAGUUUAUAAUCCAGAGUUAACUAAGGCUUAGCUAAGUAUCUCUGAUGCUCGCUGACGCAGAUUAAGCAAAUUCGCGUUGAGUAAGAUGGAAGGACGAUAUUUUUUUUCUUUCUUUUCUUUUUUUUUUCUUUUUCCUCUUUGCGUUGUUCCAAUUACGAACAAUUGUAUCGCGACGCGGUUAAAAAAAAAAAAAAGGAAUAAUAAAAUCGGGACAAGAAAGAUUUUGUUCAUUCGGGGAAGAGGAUAAACUUCUCAGAGACACGAAGAAAGACACACACACACACACUCCUCGUUCGUUCGCACGAGAAUACGUUCGCAAGAUGACACGUAUUGCGUUUCCUUUUUUUUUUUUUUUUUUUUUAAACGUACAUAAGUGUGUAUGUAUAUAAAUGGAAACACGUAUGAGCGUUUAUAUAUCGACUUUUUGAUGCUGUAUGUUUAGAUCGAUAUCGUACGAUAUUACGAUAAUAUCCUCUCUGUACGACGUGUGUAGCACGAUAAAGCAUAAUCCAUUCGACAGUGGGCACGAAUUCUAUUCGCCCUUCGUCUCGAGGCUCUGCUAUACGAACGCGUACGCAUACACGAUUACGAAUACGCUAAAUUUUUUCAACCAAGACUCUUUACAAACGAAAUUUUCACUCCACGACUCGACAUAUCUCGUUCCUACCAUUUUUCACUUCUCAUCUUUGUUCCCGUUUCGCUGCUUCCGAAAUCCUAGUAACUAAAUUAUCAAAAAACAAAAUCGAAACGUGAUUCUCCUUCAACGGGAGCUUCUUUUUCGAUAAUUUCGUCUUCGAUCGACGCGUGGAAAGAAGACGAUUUGUGGACUUUGUGAAUUUGUAUCCGUUGUAUACCACUUCUGUUUAAUAUUUUCUGUAUAUCAAUUAUGCGAGAUCCAUACGAUUCCAUCUACGAAUUUCGAUAUUGUCAGCGUGAUUCGAUAUGCGAAUCGAAUGUUUUUUCCCUUUUUAUUCGAUACACAUAUCAGAGUAACUUUUCACAGAUCGAUUUGUAAUCACUUGGAGAUUUUAACGCGGCAAAUAUUUUUAAUUAUUCUCACAAGUCCACGUAUAAUAAUCCACGUUCGAUCUCUAUCGACUUUUCUAGAGUGCGCACCGUUCUCAUCCACUCCUGAUCGAUGAAUAUCGUGCCGGAACAUUACGUCAUUUUAUACUUGUAUCGAUCAAGAGCAAUACGAGGAAACUGGAUUUCGACGAUGCAACAAGUCAAGUUCUCAGCAACCAUUGAAGGCCUCUCGUUGACCGUACUUUUUUAUAUCGAACUCGAUAUCGGAGCUAUCUAGAAUUUCACAGAGUGCGUUACUCCUUUUCCGAUCUUUUAACUUGGAAAGUUGAGCGUAUUCGAGUAAAAGAAAAAAAGAAGAAAAAGAAAAAAAAAGAGAAAAAAAAAGAAAAAAGGGGGAAAAAAAAUAGAAGCAACGGAAUAAGAUUAUAUGUAAAAGAUAGGGGAGGGAAGAGAAGUUUGGUCGAGGAGGUUUGCAAGCUUUUUACAAGACGUUUAAACGAUUAUAUAUCACCGAAAGAAGCGACGAAGAAGAUCGCGAUAUUUUCUACUAAAUCAAUUUUGAUACGGGAGCUAGAUGACAAAGAGGAGAAUUUUUUUACGCGUGUAUCCAGUGCCUCUCCUGGUGAGCUUUUUUUUCCUGAUCCUUUUUCCAACGACAGACACGCGACAACAAAUCCCCGGAUCGUUAUUAUUCCGGAUAAAUUCGUAAAUGAGGAAUGAGAGAAUUUAGGGAUAACGAUUCUCGAUUCUCUCGAGAAUCCCGUAAUCGUAUGCAAUCGUGAACAAGGUCCAAUUGAACUGAACUGAAAUAAUAACGAGUGAACGAUAUUUCGUCUUCUUUUUCACACGUAAUUGUAAACGAUAUUAUUAUAGAUUAUUCACUUGUCCGUGUCUUUCUUACGUACGUACGAGAGAUUUCUAAUAAGAGGAUAUCUUGGCCGAUUUUUUCUCGCGUCCAAGAGACGAUAUAUGCUCGAUCGAUCGAGCACCAGUGCCACGUGGAAUGAAUUCUUCUUCGACGCGGUUUUUUGCUCGAGAUUGAGGAAGAGGAGGAGGAGAGGAAAAAAAAAAUAGUAGAUUAAAAAUAUUUUAUUUCGAUGUUAUUUUGCGAUCACAAGGGACGAAGAAUUGAUUUUUUGAAAUGUGAAUUUUCGAAUGUGGAUUGGAAAAUUGAUCGAUUGUUGAAAGAAGAAGAAGAAGAAGAAGAAGAAGAAAGAAUAAAUUUUUAGUUUCUCAUAUUUUCCAAGAUAUUUCUUCGAAACUCGUAUAAAGGAAUAAAUAAGCGAUAUAAUUUUAGUUCGAUACCUAUAUGAAAAGGAUUUAUUAUUAUUAUUAUUAUUAUUAUUAUUAUUAUUAUUAUUAUUUUCUUUUUUUUUUAAUUCUUAAGAGAAACUCUACAAACCGCUAUUUUUCUUUUCUCAUUACUUUUUUAAAUAUAUAUAUCUACAAUUUGGAAAACUAUACUUACUUGUACUUUCGGGUAAAUAAUUCCCAAGACGGGAGAAUUUUUAUCAAUAACGAAUAUUCUGUAACCCAUACGAUUAAAGCGACACGUUUUUUUACAUUAUAUCUGUAUUAUUUGUAAGCUUUGAUUUAUUUAUUUUAAUUUUGUACAUAAUUGUGAUUCGAAAGUAGAGAGUACAAAUAUUUAAUAAAAGUAUGUAGAAAUGGAAACCAUGUUUCUUUUAAGUUUACAUUUUAGUUUAUAUCUUUCUCUUUUCUUUUUUUUUUUUUUUCUCCUAAGAUCUUAAGACUCUUAAGAUAGAGAUAAAUAGAAAUAAUUGCCAGAUGUUUGGGUUACAGAGUUUAUUUAAUUUUCGCCUUUUACCUGUUUUGGCUUGUUUGACGAAAAUUUCUUCGAACAAUUCCCGCGAAGAAGGAACAAGCGCCACGUGGUCCAAAGUUUUCGUAAGAAUCGGCGAAGCGAACGACUCCUUUUUAUACCCGUUUAUACAGUUUAAGGAAGCGAGGCUUAAUCGAGCUAAACGGAAGGAAAGAAGAAAAGAAAUAGGACGAAGGAGAGGAAGCUUUAGCGUGGUAGAUCGCGUGCUCGAUCCUUUCCUUACGCCGCUGAUAAACGCCGAUCGCACAACGAUCGUCACCGUGUUGUUGCGCGAUUAUCCACGCGAUUCAUCUUCUCUUCUUAUCGUUCGAUCCUCGUUCGAAGAAUUUUUGAAUAUUUGACGAUCGACGAUCGACUGGAAAAAUCGAAAUUCCCUCGCUUUGGGAAGGUAAGAGGGUCGAGUGCAAUUGGAGAAAAAAUUCUUAGAUGGAUAAUUUCGAAUUUUAAAUUUUCGAAGAUGAAAAAUCAACUAUCGGCGAGGAAGGAAAGCGAGAUGAGAGAAAUGAACGAUAAAAUGUUUCGAUCAAUCCUGCCUAACAUUUUAUUUCCUUUUUUCCACCGAUAACUCUGAAUAUAAUCCUGUGUUGUGCGUACGUUCUUUUUUCUUUUUUUUUUUUUUGUAAAUAUUGUAACGAACACGAGAAAAAGUUGAUGGAAGAAGAGGGUGAAUGAAAAUGACGAAUCGACCGUGCUCCACCGAUUUUGAUAAUAAUAAUAAACGCGCUAUUUAUGACGACAGGAAGGAAGCGAUCUUUCUUUUUUUUUUUCCUCGUUCUUGUCGCGCGCACGCAUGGAUCGCGUAUCGAAGGAAGGGAUGGAAGGGAGGAAAUAAUGGAGGCGAGAGAAGGAGAAAAAGGGAAGGGAGAGAAAGGAAAUAAAAGGAAAGGAAUCCAGCUCUGAUGCGUUUCGUUCGAUUUGAUCCGAUUCGAUCGUUCAGUCGACGAACGAGAAUUGCGUUUACAUCUUAUCGAUUACGUAUAUCCUUGAAGGAUUAGACGAUCUUUUCUCGCUAUUUUCUAUUUCUCUCUCUCUCUCUCUCUCUUCCUCUCUUUAUCCCUUUCUUCAAUCUUUAUAACUUUCGUUCGACGAAUUGUCGAAUCGACUAUUUAAAAAAAAAAAAGAAUGCGGCAAUACCGAUUAAUUUUGGAUAAGAUCUAUCUCGACGCCGAUUGUUUUUUUGAAUAUAUUGACACCGAGUGGAAAAGCGAAGAAAAUGCAAGCAGCAGUUGAAAUAUUAUAGGUAAUAUUAUAUUCAUGUUUUUAUGUAAAUAAAUUUUUGGUAUAUUUCAA